This is a messenger RNA of Alosa alosa (allis shad), 3237 nucleotides long. RefSeq names its product ras-related protein Ral-A. Gene Ontology annotation, cellular component: plasma membrane. Gene Ontology annotation, molecular function: GTPase activity; GDP binding; GTP binding. Gene Ontology annotation, biological process: Ras protein signal transduction; regulation of exocytosis. Bases 741 to 1361 code for a protein of 206 amino acids. Lineage: Eukaryota; Metazoa; Chordata; Actinopteri; Clupeiformes; Clupeidae. The record is from RefSeq and is a predicted model, not a curated record. The transcript has 5 exons.
AGUCACAGCCUCGCCAAAGCCCACGCCCUUUCGCCAUAUUCCAGGCUGAAUUUCAGCCAAAAACUGACGUUCACAUAUCCAACGGCGAGCGAGGGGAAAAAAUUGCUUGCGAUACAAGGAGCCUCAAAUUCUGAGGGGCGUUUCAAUACGAAAUUCUCGUUCAAGUCAAUAUUCCGUAAACCAGGAGAGGAAAUUACUGGACCCGGGCCAUUAGCGUUAACAGGUUACCCUCCAAGCUGCUAGCUGGCUAACUUGUCUCUUUUGUCGUUGCAACUGAUAGCAGCUAGUUUGCUAACUAAAUAGAUUUAUUUUAGAAUUGCCAGGCUCUUUUUGAUGAGUGGCUAGCUAGUUCGCCAUCUAGUGUACCGGUUUAUUUGGAUCUAAUCCGGGAUAUCGCUUUUCGGCUUGUAUGAAAGCGUUAUUUCGUUUACCGAUUUGCUAGUUUAGCGUUUGGUUAUUUAUCCUAGCUAUUCCAGCUUGCUUGGAAACAGUGGAUCCAAACCCCACCGGUCACUGUGGUCUCCGCCUCGAUCUGGGUCGACAUGCUGUGACGAGAAACGCUAGCUUACAGGGCAAAAUUGGUGACGGGUGUCACUAACGUUACACCGCAUCAUCAUCAUUUGAUUGGUCCAGCUCUCUAAAGGCAACUGUUCACCUCUUACCUCCCUCGUUCUCCCUCCUGCCCUCUGUCUCUUUCUUUCUGUCUGUGGUUCCUCCCCUGCCUCCCUGUUUGGAAAGUGAUGGCAGCCAACAAGCCAAAGGGGCAGAACUCCCUAGCCUUGCACAAGGUGAUAAUGGUGGGCAGUGGUGGAGUGGGGAAAUCUGCUCUCACGCUGCAAUUUAUGUAUGAUGAGUUUGUAGAGGACUAUGAACCCACAAAAGCAGAUAGCUACAGGAAGAAAGUGGUUCUGGAUGGCGAGGAGGUCCAAAUAGACAUUCUGGACACAGCCGGACAGGAGGACUAUGCGGCUAUCAGAGAUAAUUACUUCCGCAGUGGAGAGGGAUUCCUCUGUGUGUUCUCCAUUACAGAGCUGGAGUCUUUUGCCGCCACUGCAGACUUCAGGGAGCAGAUCCUCCGAGUGAAGGAGGAUGAGAACGUGCCCUUCCUCCUGGUGGGGAACAAGUCCGACCUGGAGGACCGGAGGCAGGUGUCAACUGAUGAGGCCAAGGUGCGAGCUGACCAGUGGGGUGUAAGCUACGUGGAGACCUCUGCCAAGACUCGCGCCAAUGUGGACAAGGUGUUUUUCGACUUGAUGCGUGAAAUAAGAGCAAGAAAGAUGGAGGACAGCAAAGAAAAGAAUGGCAAAAAGAAGAGGAAGAGCUUGGCAAAGAGAAUUCGAGAGCGAUGCUGCAUUCUAUAAUGACUGGGUGACCUGUGCUUGUAAUGCCAACUUCCCACCACCAGACUCCGCUUUCCCCUGCUCCCCCACAGCCCGUCUGAUUUUCUCACCACCCUUUGACCUGCCAAGGACACCUGUGACAACCCCUCCUUUAGGCUGUGGGUGUUGGGAGAACAAGUUUCAAGGUUUCAUGGCAAUUGAUUUUGUCCACAAGAUAUGGGUGGGUUGUGUGAAUCAAAACAAACUGAAUCUUGAGAGAGAGAGAAAAAAUGUGAAGCAUCAUGGAGAGGAAUCAGUGAGAGGCAUAUUAAUCGUUGAAUAUUUUUAACUUACUUUGUGGCUCGGCACAGUCAUGACAAUUUUAUUUUACUUAAGGACUACACUAUAUAUUGUUUUUAUUUGUUUGUUUUUUAACAUAUAACUUAUUAUAUAUUGGCUCCGUAGUUAAAGCAGGUUCAAAUGAAACACUUCAUACUCACUCUAACUCCGUAAAUCCUUUCCAUGCUCAUGUCACUAGGAGUUGAGGAUUUUGGGUAAAAUAACCAUCUUGCUGCAUUUGCACGGAUUGGGUCUGUAAAUUGCUAACCCAGUUCCAGAAUAUCAUUUUGUUAUUCAAUUGCUGCAUUAACUGUACAGUACGCAAGAUGAUCUACUGCCUCAAUGCACACUCCAAAUAUAAUUAAGCUUUCCCCACCCCAGAUGUAGGUGUCUUCACACGGAUGUCAUAUGCAACACCUUAUGUAUGUCUUUUCCUGUUUGUUUGGAAGGAGGUUUGACGGCUGCCGUUUGCUUUCAGGUCAUAUUUUCAUUGUACUUUGGACAUGCUGCCUUAAUUUCAGAGUACAUCAGAACAUGGCCCUGACUGACUGAGCCACCCCCGGGUUCCCUCUCCAUGAGUGGGUGACAGGCGUCCACCGAAAGCACACUCCUGUAUUUAAGGUUAAAAAAAGAACAAGUUGAACUUGAAGUCGUCAGGCAUUUCACAACCUUAGAAUGUCAAUGUGAUAUUUUAUUGUUUUACUUUAAACAUUCUCGCAGAUCAUUUCAUUUGUUUCACUGACACAAUGGGUAUUCUGAGGAACGAUAUGUACUGUAGUAGCUAAAUUGUAACAGGACACUGGUUCUUAAGAAACCAAUCUAAAGCCAGGUAGUGAUGGAACACUAUAAAUGUUGCUCACCCAUCUUGCAAACUUGCCACAGCCAGUUAUUUCAAUGAAGAAAUGCCAUGACCAGUUCCAGUGUAGAUUUAAAGGAGCUACUCCUUUUCAAUAUGUACACCUGGAUUAGUCUUUGGGAUGGGCCCUCAUCAAUAACAUUUUUAUUAAUGUAUUUAUGAGAAUUAAACUGGGCAGUCAUUUGUAUAAAAUUACACAAUUUAAAGCCUCACGUCAUUGUUGAAGAAUAAGCAAUGUCAAUGUCCAGAUGUAGCCUGUUUAUGUGUGAUAAGUAUCAGACAUCUGUAUACGUACACAUAACUGCUGAAUUUACAGGACCUGAUGCAAGUGAAGUACUCAUGCUUCUUGUAUUAGUUUGUUUUGGAAAAGGAUCACUACAGAGAUAUGAACCACAAAUAGUAGGGAUAUGCUGGUAAAAUAUUUUAUACCGGUGCAUUGCCAUUGUUUACUUUUUUAACCUUCUCCACCUCUUUAUAAAAUGUGUUAAUGCUUUAGCCUUGGUAUUUUGGUUUACCCAAACUGUCUUGGUAACCAGACGUCCUUAAUUAAAACGCUGUUGUGAUUGAUUCAUCAGAGCAAGUCAGGUGCCAUGAAGCUGCAAUCGACUACAUAGCUGAAGCUCCUGGUGCCCACAUUCUAAUUGCUGUGCUUUGAGCAAACUGACGUAAAGAGAAAUAUUAAAAAGGACUUAAGUUGUAAUAAAAAAGAAACAAGUCUUUGAA